AUGAUUGGCCGAAACGACCCCUGUCCACAAUUUUGCGCCCUCGAUGCUUCGAAAACAUCCGCGUUCAAAAGUUUAGGAUGGCUGGAUCGAUUUUUGGCGCUUUGGAUCUUCCUUUCUAUGGCUGUGGGUAUUAUCUUGGGGAAUUUUGUCACGAAUACCGGGCCCGCGUUGCAGAAGGGGAAGUUUGUCGGGGUUUCGGUUCCGAUUGCUGUGGGGUUACUGGUCAUGAUGUAUCCUAUCUUGUGUAAAGUCAAGUACGAGACUUUGCAUUUGGUUCUUAGGAAGAAGGAUAUCUGGAUUCAGAUUGGGUUCAGUAUCUUUGUGAACUGGAUAAUUGCCCCAUUGGUCAUGCUUGGUCUUGCGUGGGCAUUCCUGCCAGACAAAGGAGCACUCCGCGAAGGCUUGGUCCUCGUUGGCCUUGCUCGCUGCAUCGCAAUGGUCCUGAUCUGGACCGGACUCGCAGGAGGUGACAGUGAAUACUGCGCUAUCCUCGUCGCCAUCAACUCCCUCCUCCAAAUGGUCCUCUUCGCUCCCCUCGCCCUCCUAUUCAUCAAAGUCAUCUCCCACGCUGAAGGCACACUCGACAUCUCAUAUGCCACAGUCGCCAAGUCCGUUGCAGUAUUCCUUGGCAUCCCACUCGGCGCUGCAAUUCUAACCCGCUUCACACUCCGAAAACUCUGUUCCGCGAAAUGGUACGACAAUACCUUCCUAAAGUACCUAGCCCCAUGGUCGCUCAUCGGCCUGCUCUUCACGAUCUUGAUCCUGUUCGCUUCUCAAGGCAGGCAAGUCGUGCAUCAGAUCGUGUCUGUGGUUCGGGUCGCUGCUCCUCUUGUUGUUUACUUUGCCAUUAUUUUCUUUGCGACGUUGCUUGUUACUUAUAGACUUGGGUUCGGAUAUAAGGUUUCUGCUACCCAAAGCUUUACUGCUGCGAGCAAUAAUUUCGAGUUGGCGAUUGCGGUGGCGGUUGCUACUUUUGGCGCGGAUAGUGAUCAAGCGUUGGCGGCGACUGUAGGGCCACUUAUCGAAGUGCCCGUCUUACUUGGAUUGGUGUAUGUUAUGAAGUGGAUUGGGAAGAGGCAGGAAUGGAAGGAUUAAGUGAUGGUGAUGUACUGUACUGUCGACCGGGAUUUCUGCCUUUUGUUUCUUUUGACAUACCCUUAUACAAGACAUAUUUGUCGAAGUCUUGCGGUUCGUUACUUAAUGGGGGUCGUUGCUUAUCUGCGAAAGAGAAGAAU
Messenger RNA from Mollisia scopiformis, 1235 nucleotides. RefSeq names its product arsenical-resistance protein ACR3. Gene Ontology annotation, biological process: antimonite transmembrane transport; arsenite transport. The record is from RefSeq and is a predicted model, not a curated record. The coding region runs from base 1 to 1095 and encodes 364 amino acids. Gene Ontology annotation, molecular function: arsenite transmembrane transporter activity; antimonite transmembrane transporter activity; antiporter activity. The transcript is spliced from 5 exons. Gene Ontology annotation, cellular component: plasma membrane. Lineage: Eukaryota; Fungi; Ascomycota; Leotiomycetes; Helotiales; Mollisiaceae.